CGCGUGGAGUGCUGCAGCUCUCCAACAGAACAGAACAGAACUGGACAAUUAAGCCCUAUUAUGUAUUUGAUAAUUAAGCCACUAAAAUGUAUGUGCAUAUAUAUUGCGUGCAUUGCUUUGAAAGAAAUAUCGGAGUUUAAAUGUUUAUCUAAAUGUAGAUGUUUUAAACACAUACAAAAACCAAGUUUUCUCCAUGGAAAUUAAUGUGCGCACCAAAGAUAACGCCUCACUAGUGCACUCAUUAAAACUGGAAUCGGAGAUGAAGGUGAUGUGUUGGCUCCUGACUUUGGAUUUAAGGCGAAGAUACAUCGAACGCAAUCUAUCUUGAUUUAGUGUCCAUCACUGAAACUGAGGAGAGUUUGAUCAGUGGACGCGCUCCUGGCUGCAUUUGAGCUCCUUGGUUACUCAUAGAUCAGAAGUUACAGCCAAAACAUCGAUGAUGGCAACCCAGGUGUCCACGUUGAACAUGUCAACCUCAGACUACUUCAACCAAUCCAACGAAACAACCAAUAUGUCGCUUAGCUUUAAAGAAAACUUGUCUGAUGGAGACAGCACAAAAGUUAUAGCUGUCAUAUACCUUGUCGUAUUUGUUCUCGGUUUGACGGGGAACUCUCUGGCCAUUUUUGUGGUUCUGCGCUGCACCAAAAUGAAGACCGUCACAAAUAUGUACAUCUUAAACUUGGCCAUAGCCGAUGAGUUGUACAUUCUGGGACUCCCAUUUCUCACCACCCACAAUGUGCUCUCCUACUGGCCUUUCGGCAACUUCCUGUGCCGUAUUCUGAUGUGGGCAGACUCCAUCAGUCAAUUUACCAGCACAUUCUGUCUGACAGUAAUGAGCAUUGAUCGCUACUUGGCUGUCGUGCAUCCUAUCCGCAGUGCAAGGUGGCGGCGACCCAGAGUUGCCACGGUAAUAAAUAGCAUGGAAUGGGCACUAUCCUUUGUGCUGACACUACCAGUCAUCAUUUACUCUGACGUUCAGCCUGAUCUGAACACCUGCAACAUGAGCUGGCCCGAGCCACGUGAUGUGUGGUCUACUGCCUUCAUCCUCUACACUGCUAUACUAGGGUUCUUCUGUCCCUUGCUGGUCAUCUGCAUUUGUUACCUGCUCAUUGUAAUCAAGGUGAAGUCUGCCGGUGCACGGGCUGGACUCACCAACCGGCGCAAGUCUGAGAAGAAGGUGACAAGAAUGGUGGUGAUUAUUGUAGUGGUGUUUGUCCUGUGCUGGAUGCCAUUCUUCAUCCUCAACAUCUUAAACCUAAUAGACACCCUCCCGGAGAACAGCAUAGUUACCGGUGUGUACUUUGUCGCUGUCAUCCUGACCUACGUCAACAGCUGCGCCAAUCCACUCCUCUAUGGAUUUCUGUCGGAUAACUUCAAGCAGAGCUUCCAGAAAGUGUUCUGCAUCCACAGGGUCAACGGGAUCAGCGACGGGCACCCUGUUCGUCCACACCUCUGCAGAACCCAACAGAAUGACCCCUUCUUAUCUCCAAGGAGCAUUGAUUUCAACGACCAUGUCCAGAGUUAUCAGUCCAUUGGUUUACAAGGGGGGCACUGUGCUAAAAUGGAAAUCCACCAACCUGGACCACAUGUGGGCAGCCAGUCCAUAUAAGAGCUGCCUCUAUCUACGGUACAAUCUGCAGCAUGGCAUUUGUGGGAUGUAUGUUUUUAUUGUUGUUGUUUUGUUUGAGCCUACAUCAUUGCUGAGGUAAGCUGUCCAGUUGAAGACAUUCCUACAUGCAAACAACACUGCAUACAGUAUAUGGCAUGUAACAAAUGUGUUGCUGCCUUUACCUAGAUCAAACACUCUCUGUACUCAAAGAUGGUGCAAAUAAAACUGUAUAUGCUGUAUGUAUUAGUAUGGCACACGGCCCAUCAUUUUCUUCGGCAGGACUGAAUGAAACCAGGAAACGUUGAAGUUCAUUCACAACUUUUGGACCCAUUGGGACUGUAAAGAGAGGAAGCACCUUUUGCUGUUACAUACUGUAAAACAUUUUUAUGGAUGAUUCACAAAAGGUGGUUUAAAAAAUAUUCAGACUCUCAAAAAACACUGUCGAGUAUCUUGAUGGAUUUCUGAAAACUUCUCACCAAAUCAGAGGGAUAUUCGUUGAGACAAUACUCAGACUUCCAAGUCAUAUUGGACAUAGGGUUGCCACCCUUCCCGUAAAAUAUGGGAUUGUCCCGCAUUUAAGCUGGUCAGAUGACGUCUCUGCGAAAUCGUUCAAGAGGGACCACCCCAGCAAGAACUCAUACACACCCAUUUCUCUUUGUCCUGAACUCACUGAUUCUUCUGCUCUCAAGGAAAUACAACAUCCAACCUCAACCCAUCUCACUGACCUCUCAUUCCUGAGGAACUAAGAAUAUGGAUAAAACCGACAAGCUGAAUUGGACGAUUUAGAAGAGGUGGUUUAUUUGGAAGAUAUGGAGGAUAUAGAAGCUGAGAAAGCUGUGGAAGGUUUGGAAGCUGCCCGCCCUACCCAGAUCAUCCAUUAGAUUAUGGAGGAACAGAAGUGACCCACCAGCCUGGUUACCACUCAUCUCCAAACCCCACCAUUAAUGUGGGAUACACAGCAUACCCAGAGCCAGGGCUGAAAGCAGGAGUUAACAAUCCAAACUUUCAAGCAGGCCCAAACCCAGGGAUGUACCCUCCAGGCCCAAACCCAGGGAUGUACCCUCCAGCCACCGGUCCAACCCCAGGGAUGUACCCUCAAUCCACCAUGAUGCUCCCGAGCCUGCGUGAUUUACCUGGCCAAACCUUGUGCCCGCACUGUAAGCACCAGGUGAUCACUAUCACAGAUUACUACAGUGGACUCAUGACCUGGAUGGCCUCGCGGAUGUCUCGCCCUCAUUGGGUGCGUGCCCUGUUGUAUAGCGCCAUUCUGGAUGGAUUCUUGUAAAGACGUGGAGCAUCGCUGCCCUAAUUGCAACAACAUCCUCUCAUUCUACAAACGCCUGUGAUGUGGAAAACACCUAUGCCAUUCAGAACAAAAUCUUUCUAGCUCUAGGUCUGAUUUGAAUGGGAUCUAAUAGGUAGAAGACAUAGGAAUGUGUUGGAAUUUAAUUUAAAAUAGCUUGUAAAGUACGAAAGAAAUCCUAACACCAGGCUUCAAAAAUGAGUGAUUAAUUGUACCGCUUAACUGAAUGCAACAAUUGUGACACAGGUAGUAUAACUCAUGAUAAGUGUUCACAUGGUAUGAAAUAUUUAUUGCAAUUAUGGCUGGGAUUCGUUGUGCUUGUAGUAAAAAUACAGUCCUUAAUUUUGCAUGUGAAUGAUGUAUAGCGAUAAAACUUUAAAUAGACGUACACUGUAUGCAACUUGUGAGCUUGAAAUACAUGAAAACUGCUUUGUAAGUAAAAAUCUUUACUCUGUAAGAAAACGGAAAAUAUGUAAAUAGCCAUUUAAAAGCUUAUAUUAAACUUCUGUCAAAUGUAGAUAUCGUAGUGUAAAUUUUGAGGACCACCAUUGUGUCCUUGAGUAAGGCACUUAACUCCAGGUUGCUCUGGGGGGAUUGUCCCUGUAAUAAGUGCACUGUAAGUCGCUUUGGAUAAAAGCAUCUGCCAAAUGCAUAAAUGUAAAUUUGAACAACAAAGCUUUAAAGUUCACAAGCACCUAACUUGGCUGGGCAAUCGGAUAAAAUUCAAUUUUAUUGCUAUUCCAGGCUAUUCUACAAUAAUUCUCAAUUCAUAACUCUAAAUGUCAAAUCUCAACCUUUCAUAAUUAGCCUCUCUUAAAUGAACGGUCUCAGGGUUAACUACUGUUAUUAUCAUUGAAAGGAAUCUCAUUAGAUUUAAAGACAUCAAGCUAAAUAUAGUGAAGCGAGUUAUUCCUAGAUUGAUUGCAUCUUGCUGAAGCCAACUGCGUUUCUCAACAGUACUUUUGUUAUUGCGGAGCUACAUUUAAUUAUUUGUAAUGUAGCGGACUCUACUUUAUUCCCCAAAGAGAUUUACAGGACACUGGUUGGUACUGGGGACAGUAUCUAUUAAAUAACCUUGGAUUAAAUUCUUUGCUCAUGGGCAAAAUAGUUGCUGAGAGAAUGGAGAUUAAUUCUCUUCCUAAAUGUGCACUUUGAAAGUAGCUUCUGCUCUGUAUGUAUAUGUAAAAUAGUUAUAUUAAAAGUAAAGUUGGAAA
Messenger RNA from Xyrauchen texanus (razorback sucker), 4126 nucleotides. Its product is annotated as somatostatin receptor type 5-like. The coding region runs from base 437 to 1609 and encodes 390 amino acids. The transcript has 10 exons. Gene Ontology annotation, cellular component: membrane; neuron projection. The record is from RefSeq and is a predicted model, not a curated record. NCBI's taxonomy places the organism in Eukaryota, Metazoa, Chordata, Actinopteri, Cypriniformes, Catostomidae. Gene Ontology annotation, molecular function: somatostatin receptor activity; neuropeptide binding. Gene Ontology annotation, biological process: cellular response to glucocorticoid stimulus; neuropeptide signaling pathway; regulation of insulin secretion.